Cotesia glomerata is the source of this 1753-nucleotide messenger RNA. It is a transcript of the gene PGS1, whose product is annotated as CDP-diacylglycerol--glycerol-3-phosphate 3-phosphatidyltransferase, mitochondrial. Gene Ontology annotation, biological process: cardiolipin biosynthetic process. Lineage: Eukaryota; Metazoa; Arthropoda; Insecta; Hymenoptera; Braconidae. The transcript has 7 exons. Bases 173 to 1714 code for a protein of 513 amino acids. Gene Ontology annotation, molecular function: CDP-diacylglycerol-glycerol-3-phosphate 3-phosphatidyltransferase activity. The record is from RefSeq and is a predicted model, not a curated record. Gene Ontology annotation, cellular component: mitochondrion.
UUUGCUUAUUAUAGGUAAACAUAAUUACAUUCACACGCAGUGUUUGAAAUUAAUCAUUAAAAAAUAUAUCUUGAAAUAACAAACUUAAAUAAUGAGUUUAUCUCAGUCCACGUGUGUUUCAAAGAAAUUAAAUUUUGGAUUUAUGUACUGGAGUUAAUAUUAAUAAUUACUCAUGAAUAAUUUAAUUGCCUGUUCAUUUAAACGCUGUAGGUUCUUUAAUUAUAAAUUUAUGCAAUUGACUGUCAUACAUCGGAGAGUUACAAAUAUCAAAAUUAACUCAUCAGUAAUGACAGGUAGUGAAUUUGAUAUGCGGUUGGAAAAUAAAAGUGAUUGGGAUUCUAUGGAAUUUUUUUCAUGGUUAAAAAACUCAGCGCCUAUUUUUCCUGUCAAUGCUUCUAAAGUCACUGUUAUUCAUGAGCCAACAGUAUUUUAUUCAACUUUGAUAGAAAAAUGUAAGCGAGCUGAGAGAAGAAUAACACUGGCAUCUCUUUAUUUGGGAACUGGAAAACUUGAAGGGGAUUUGGUUCAAGCAAUAGAAAAAUCAGUCAAAUCAAGCAAUGGUCACUUGAAAGUAAAUAUCCUAUUAGAUUACAUGAGAGGUUCGCGUGGUCAGAAAAAUUCCCGAACAAUGUUGGAACCCUUACUCAAGAGCCAAUGGGUUGAUAAUAUUAAAAUACACUUAUAUCAUACCCCAAAAUUACGGGGCUUACUCAAGAAGUUUAUACCAAAUCGCUUUAAUGAAUUAAUAGGAUUACAACACAUGAAAGUUUAUAUUUUUGAUGAUUCUCUAAUUAUCAGUGGAGCUAAUUUGAGUAACGACUACUUCAUGAACCGGCAAGAUCGUUACUUUCUUAUCGAAGACUGCAAAGAAUUAUGUGAUUUUUACAACGAUUUAAUAUCUCAAGUAUCAGAAUUCAGUUUCCAAUUGCUACCUGAUAACUCAACCUCAUUCAACACCAAGUCGAGUCCUCAUCCGUUUGAAAGUUCAACUGCGGACUUUGUAUCAGCGGCUCAAAGCCGGAUCCGUAAGUUUUACUUCAAUGAAUUGGAUAAACGUCAAGCUGCCAGUGACACCAGCACAGACACGUGGAUAUUUCCGCUGAUACAAAUGGGCCAGCUUGGAAUCUAUCAUGAUAAUGAAAUCACUCUGAGAUUAUUAAAAACCGCGCCGCCAGGAGCUAGCCUCAGGUUCGCGACAGGGUACUUCAAUUUGACGGCGGAGUACUCAAGUGCCUUGAUACGGGACUGCAAAGCUUCAGUCCAACUACUCACUGCUCAUCCGACAGCUAAUGGUUUCUUUGGAGCCAAAGGAGUAGCCGGUGGAAUUCCAGCAGCGUAUACUUUAAUAGAAAAGUCAUUUUAUAAAUCUUGCGAACGUCUGGGAAUUAAUGAACGUAUCAAUCUAAGAGAGUAUGUUCGUAGCGGCUGGACAUAUCAUGCCAAAGGCCUCUGGUAUACUUUACCAAAUCACAAAAAACCUUCGUUUACUUUAAUCGGUUCAUCAAAUUUUGGUUAUCGAUCAGUAAAUCGUGAUCUAGAAACCCAGAUAGCCAUAGUAACAAAAAAUGAUAAACUACAAAAUGAUUUACAUGAAGAGUACGAUAGAUUAUACAAAACUUCACAAAAAGUUACCAGUACUUCGUUGGCUCAGCAAGAUCGAAUAGCUCCAACUUGGGUUUACGCCGCAGUAUUUUUAUUUCGAUACUUUUUUUAAAAUAACUAUCGAGUUUAAAUAAAAAACUUUUUUUAAAAA